Kogia breviceps (pygmy sperm whale) is the source of this 3837-nucleotide messenger RNA. RefSeq names its product KIT proto-oncogene, receptor tyrosine kinase (gene KIT). The record is from RefSeq and is a predicted model, not a curated record. Gene Ontology annotation, cellular component: signaling receptor complex; plasma membrane. Gene Ontology annotation, biological process: Kit signaling pathway; hematopoietic progenitor cell differentiation; Fc receptor signaling pathway. Gene Ontology annotation, molecular function: cytokine binding; ATP binding; growth factor binding. NCBI's taxonomy places the organism in Eukaryota, Metazoa, Chordata, Mammalia, Artiodactyla, Physeteridae.
GCUCGCAGCUCUGGGGGCCCGGCUUUGCCGCGCUCAGUGCACUUGGGCGAGAGCCGUAACGUGGGAGGGAGCUCUGCUCCCAGCGCAGCCGCCGCGAUGAGAGGCGCUCGCGGCGCCUGGGAUUUCCUCUUCGUCCUGGUGCUCCUGCUCCGCGUCCAGACAGGCUCUUCUCAACCAUCUGUGAGUCCAGGGGAACUGUCUCCACCAUCCAUCCAUCCAGCAAAAUCAGAGUUAAUUGUCAGUGUCGGCGAUGAGAUUAGGCUGUUAUGCACCGACCCAGGAUUUGUCAAGUGGACUUUUGAGACUCUGGGUCAAUUGAGAGAGAAAACAUACCCAGAAUGGAUCACCAAGAAAGCAGAGGCCACAAAUACAGGCAAUUACACGUGCACCAAUGAAGGCGGCUUGAGCGGUUCCAUUUAUGUGUUUGUUAGAGAUCCUGAGAAGCUUUUCCUGGUUGAGCUUCCCUUGUACGGGAAGGAAGGCAACGACACGCUGGUCUGCUGUCCUCUGACAGACCCAGAGGUGACCAAUUACUCCCUCACGGGGUGCGAGGGGAAACCUCUUCCCAAGGACUUGACGUUUGUCGCUGACCCCAAGGCCGGCAUCACCAUCAGAAACGUGAAGCGCGAGUAUCAUCGGCUCUGUCUACACUGCUCGGCGAACCAGAAGGGCAAGUCUGUGCUGUCAAAGAAAUUCACCCUGAAAGUGAGGGCAGCCAUCAGAGCUGUGCCUGUUGUGUCUGUGUCCAAAGCCAGCUAUCUUCUCAGGGAAGGGGAAGAAUUUGCAGUGAUGUGCUUGAUAAAAGACGUGUCUAGCUCUGUGGACUCAAUGUGGAUAAGGGAAAACAGCCAGCAGACUAAAGAACAGGUGAAGAGGAAUAGCUGGCAUCAGGGUGACUUCAAUUUUCUCCGCCAGGAAAGAUUGACUAUCAGCUCAGCAAGAGUUAACGAUUCUGGCGUGUUCAUGUGUUAUGCCAAUAAUACUUUUGGAUCAGCAAAUGUCACAACAACCUUAGAAGUAGUAGAUAAAGGAUUCAUUAAUAUCUUCCCUAUGAUGAAUACAACAGUAUUUGUAAACGAUGGUGAGAACGUGGAUCUGGUUGUUGAGUAUGAGGCAUAUCCCAAACCUGAACACCCACAGUGGAUAUAUAUGAACAGAACUUCCACUGACAAGUGGGAAGAUUACCCCAAGUCUGAGAAUGAAAGUAACAUCAGAUAUGUAAGUGAACUUCAUCUAACCAGAUUAAAAGGGACCGAAGGAGGCAUUUACACAUUUCUCGUGUCCAAUUCUGAUGCGAAUUCUUCUGUGACAUUUAAUGUUUACGUGAACACAAAGCCAGAAAUCCUGACUCGUGACAGGCUCAUGAAUGGCAUGCUGCAGUGUGUAGCAGCAGGAUUCCCAGAGCCUACCAUCGAUUGGUAUUUUUGUCCAGGAACCGAGCAGAGAUGUUCUGUCCCCGUUGGGCCAGUGGAUGUGCAGAUCCAAAACUCAUCUGUGUCACCGUUUGGAAAACUAGUGGUUUACAGCUCCAUUGAUGACAGCGCCUUUAAGCACAAUGGCACGGUGGAGUGCAGGGCUUACAAUGAUGUGGGCAAGAGUUCUGCCUAUUUUAACUUUGCAUUUAAAGGUAACAGCAAAGAACAAAUCCACGCCCAUACCCUGUUCACGCCUUUGCUGAUUGGUUUUGUGAUCGCAGCUGGUAUGAUGUGUAUCAUCGUGAUGAUUCUUACAUACAAAUAUUUGCAGAAACCCAUGUAUGAAGUACAGUGGAAGGUUGUUGAGGAGAUAAAUGGAAACAAUUAUGUUUACAUAGACCCAACGCAACUUCCUUAUGAUCACAAAUGGGAGUUUCCCAGAAACAGGCUGAGUUUUGGGAAAACCUUGGGUGCCGGCGCCUUCGGGAAAGUUGUUGAGGCCACUGCAUACGGACUAAUUAAGUCAGAUGCGGCCUUGACUGUUGCUGUGAAGAUGCUCAAACCAAGUGCCCAUUUAACGGAACGAGAAGCUCUAAUGUCUGAACUCAAAGUCUUAAGCUACCUCGGUAAUCAUGUGAAUAUUGUGAAUCUUCUUGGAGCAUGCACCAUUGGAGGGCCCACCCUGGUCAUUACAGAAUAUUGUUGCUAUGGUGAUCUUCUGAAUUUUUUGAGAAGAAAGCGUGAUUCAUUUAUUUGCUCAAAGCAGGAGGAUCAUGCAGAAGCGGCGCUUUAUAAAAACCUUCUCCAUUCAAAGGAGUCUUCCUGCGGUGAUAGUACUAAUGAGUACAUGGACAUGAAACCUGGAGUUUCUUAUGUUGUACCAACCAAGGCAGACAAAAGGAGAUCUGCAAGAAUAGGUUCAUACAUAGAAAGAGACGUGACUCCUGCCAUUAUGGAAGAUGAUGAGUUGGCCCUAGACCUGGAGGACUUGCUGAGCUUUUCUUAUCAGGUGGCAAAGGGCAUGGCAUUCCUCGCCUCGAAGAAUUGUAUUCAUAGAGACCUGGCAGCCAGAAAUAUCCUCCUUACUCAUGGUCGAAUCACAAAGAUUUGUGAUUUUGGUCUAGCCAGAGACAUCAAGAAUGAUUCUAAUUACGUGGUCAAAGGAAACGCUCGGCUACCUGUGAAGUGGAUGGCACCAGAGAGCAUUUUCAACUGUGUGUACACGUUUGAAAGUGAUGUCUGGUCCUAUGGGAUUUUUCUGUGGGAGCUGUUCUCUUUAGGAAGCAGCCCCUACCCUGGAAUGCCAGUCGAUUCUAAAUUCUACAAGAUGAUCAAGGAAGGUUUCCGAAUGCUCAGCCCUGAGCACGCACCUGCGGAAAUGUAUGACAUCAUGAAGACUUGCUGGGAUGCUGAUCCCCUGAAAAGGCCAACAUUUAAGCAGAUUGUGCAGCUGAUUGAGAAGCAGAUUUCAGAGAGCAGCAAUCAUAUUUAUUCCAACUUAGCGAACUGCAGCCCCCAUCGGGAGACACCCUCGGUGGACCGUUCCGUGCGGAUCAACUCGGUAGGCAGCAGCACAUCCUCCACGCAGCCUCUGCUUGUCCACGAAGACGUCUGAAGCAGAAUGCGCAUCUGGGGGUGGGGGGGACUCCCCAACAAGAACGGCCCCAUUCUUUUGGUUUUCAUAAUGGUUAUUUUGUUUUCCUUCAACUCAAAUCCUACACCAGGGUAGUGGGCACCCCACUGUACUCCUGUCUUUAUGAGCACACUUUAGUAGCCGAUGACUUCUGUCAUCAGCUACCAUCGAGCUGCAUAUGUUCCCAAUAGCAAGCUAGCCCCCGUUAACAGAAUAACUUCAGACUUGGAGAAAGGGUGGGUGGGAUGGACUAUAGACACCCUGAGUCCUUCCCAGGGCUUCUCCAAUUUCUGCCUGAAAAGUAUAGUUGAUAGUUUAUUUGAAUACAUGGCAGUAGUCACCUUCAUUCCUCAUAAUCGUCUGUAAUGAUAUGAUGAUGCAGCAAGAUUAGAAGCCGAAAGCUCAUCCCUUGAUGUGGAAAAUAGAAUGUUAUUCAAAGGGCAGAAGCCUAUGAGUAUCUGGGCUCAAGAAAUCUAGUAUUUCACGCUGGGAGUGAGACGUAGGCUGUGGAAAAAUGCUUUCCAGGCACGAAUAAAGACUGCUGGGUGUGAACCUCUGUGCUCCUGACCUGUUUUCUAAAUAGAUUCACAAUUAGGGAGCUGAAUUUGAGAGAAGGCCUCCCCAGCCUGCAUUUUGUAUAUACUCAUCUAUAAAUUGUACAGAUUCACAUAUCUGAGGGGGGAAACCCACAAGGCGUAGUUUCUGGAUACGAUUCUGGCUUGAGUCUGCUGUGUGUAGGAAUAGCUGAAGAGCCAGACAAGUUUGAAGGGAACAGCUAGUGCUUUUUUU